AUGGCUGUUAGUGAUGCACUUGACUUUCCACCUGAACUUUGUAGUAAACCCUCAGCUCUUAUAGGUUUAUGUGGUCUGGAUAUACAAAGUAAUCCUCUUCAUAAAAACAUUUGGGAUGUGUUUAGAACAAGUCACGAACGAUUUUCAGUUAAUUUUAAAUUAUUUAGUACAUCUCACUGCUUUCCACCUGUUAAACCAAAGAGAUCCACUUAUGAUUGGUAUAUUCCUAAGGGAUUACUCAAAAGGAAUUGGAUGAAAAAACAUUUGCUGGAAAUUCCAUCUGUCAUUGCAUUAAUGUUUGAUCUCGAUUGGGAUGAUGCAAAUGUAGAACAGUUGAAAUUAGAUUGCGUUUCUCAACUUCAAAGUUUAAGAGCAUCUCUUGGCAGUCAUGCUACAAAAAUAGUAGUUAUUCUGCUACAAAAAACCGCUCCUCUUCCUGACGAUACGAAAGCAUCAGAAAGAGCCAAAUCGCUAUGUGCUACUUGUGACAUAGAGCCUCAUCAGUUAUAUUUGUUACCCCAUGGGGAUCACUUACAAGGGUAUAUUUCAAGGUUGGAGAGUGUACUUUGCGACCUUGCUCAAAGUUAUUAUCAUGAAGAAAUCAAAUUAAUAAAGCAGCAUAAAGACCAGUUAAACAAAACAAAUCAACAAUAUCUUUUUGUUAGGCAUCAAUUUAAAUUAGGAUUUCUUUCAGAGUUGAAACAAGAUAAUCACAAUGCUAAAAAGUAUUACGAUAAGGCUUACACAUUUAUUAAAGAGACUAGGUUAUCAGAGAGCAAUAUAGUAGAAGUAAAGCUCAUUGCCGGAUUUAUUACUUACAAAUUGUGUUAUUUAAUGUUUAAGUUAAACGAACCACGUGAUGCUAUACGAAAUUUUAAAUUGCAUAUUGAAUUUUACAAAGACAAAAAAGGAUCGAAAGAAUUAUAUUUUGAACAUUUAAAUUGGCUUUCGAAACAAUAUUCAGCAUUCGGAGAUAUUUUCAAUGAAGCUGUUAAAGAUGGACUCACUGCGGUUCAAACUCAGCAUCCCGGAUUUUAUUUUGAAUUAGCAGCUCAAAAUGCGAUUGAAAGAAAAAAAUAUUGUUUAGAAUUGUGCAAAGAUGUAACUACAUAUCCACAAUCUGAUCCGUUAAUGGGAUUAAAUUCGUUAGAAUUUUAUGGUCAACGACCUUGGAGGCCUGGAAAAUUAAGUGCAGAACCAAUAAACACUGCUUUGGAAUUGGAAGGCAUAACUGCUCUUAAAUAUAGGGAAAAUUUAGUUAAUCAUUCGACCAUAAUUAUACACUUAUUGGGAAAAGCAAUUUGUCAAUUUAAAACUUAUAAAUGUCCAAGGAUGCGUCUUCAAUUAGUCGUACAAAUGGCCGACGAGUAUUUUUCUUCAAAAGAAUACGGUCAAGCUCUCACAUUGUUCUCUCAUAUUUUAUGGGAUUACAAAGAAGAAAAAUGGUGGCUUUUGCAAUCUAAAUUGCUAACGAGAGCUUUGUCGUGUGCCUGCGUUGCUGCUAACGUACAAGACUACAUACAUUUUUCUCUCGAAGCCUUGGGUCCGUUAGCCAAAUUCGACACGGAGAGAAAAUUAAAAAUUUUUAAUAAUCUCAUGGCCGUGUUAAAUUUAAAAUGCCCGGAACCAGAGCCUGAAGUCCCGUCGCAAAUAAUUCCAGAAGCUCAAAAAUCGUGGGAAGCAUCCAGAAAAUCUAAUCCAAUCACGAUUGAAAUGAGUUCAAAGUCCUGCAUCGAAGUGAAAGCUCGAUUUUUAAAACCUAUUUUCACAGUAGACGAAGAUAUAACUGUCGAAAUAUACGUCAGGUCUCACUGUCCGGAUUUCAUCGAAUUUUCCAACAUGUCCGUGUUUAUCAACAAGUCCAACGGCGUAGCGGAAUAUUCCGUGUCCUCGGACAAACUAAAUUUAAAAUUCGAACCGGAACGCGUUAAAAAUUCAUUAUAUAAUUUCAAAUGCGAUUCAGCAGCCGACAUUGGUAAAAUGAUACAAAUCAAUUCGGUUUUGCUGACUUUGGGUUUUUUUAAAGAGCGCGAAGCCAAAUUGAAAUUUAACAUUGCAAACGGAACGACGGAAUCUUGUGCAGAAAAAACAACAGACGAAUUUCAAUAUUUCAGGUGGUUAACAUUAAGCGAUCCGACGUUUGAUAAAAUAGAAAAUUUAACCAACGCAAAAAUUGUUGCGAGCGAAUCAAAGGUCAAAGUUCAAGUCAAACAUAAUUCUCCGGCACUGUUGAGUGAAUGGUAUCCCAUAGAAUUUCACAUAACAAACGAUGAAGACGUUUCCGUUUCCGACUCCGUGUUGGAAGUCAAAUACCAUCAAAGUGGUCCUGAAGAUUUAACGAUCGAACAAUCAACUCAACUUUGUUUAGACGUUAAAAAUUGCGUUCCCCUAUCGUUCGUGAAUGUAACACUGGGAGAAAUACCUCAAAAAGAAACUAAAGUGAUCGUUGUUUACCUGCGAGGACACCGUAUCGAAGAACGAAACCUGAUAACCAAGUUGUCUUACAAUCUGAUGAAAGAUGGCAUCGCUCCCACGAAAUCAUUUGUGGAAACUCUUGUCAAAGUUCCCAUAAUUCAACCCUUUGAAGUUUCCGCCGAAAUACUUUCGAUGAAAUUUGAAAAAAUUGAAAAAUGCUUUUCCAGAAAUCCUUUCAUACUAAAUGUGACCAUUCGUAUUUUGUCACCCUGGCCCAUAAACAUUCACGAAUCUUCAAUAAAACCCUGCAACUACGUUAAAUUUUGUGACCAAGAUGUCACUUCCCAUUUGGCUGGAGCCGUUUUAAAUCAGGGAGAAGGUGGGACUGAUAUGUUUCCAUUAACGAUCGAUGAAUCCAGUGAUAAACCUUUAGCAUUGGGAAUUUACACGGUGAAAUGGUCGAGAACAAGCAGCAAAGAGAUAACGAGUAGUAGCGUCACUAUGCCAACCGUUAGAUGCGAUCCGACAGUUUUAGGGGUUGAAAUGAAUUUACCCGCUCACGGAUGGGUGAGAAAACCCAUGGAACUCGAAUAUAAUUUAUUUAAUUAUUCAAAUAAUUUAUUACAAUUAGAUUUAUUAAUGGAGUCUAGCGAUGCUUUCAUGUUUGCCGGUCAAAAACAGGUUUUAAUUCGUAUGCUUCCUGGUUCUAACAAAAAAUUAAAAUAUAAUUUAUAUCCUUUGUUUCCCGGUUUAGUAGCUUUACCGAGGUUAGUUUUUAGAAGUAUGGCUGACGAGUUUGCCGAGCAAUUAAAUACAAUGAUUGAUAGAAAUUUAUUGUCUCACGUUUACAUUAUGCCCCAGGAAAAAAUAGGUACUGAAGAAUUAACUUCCACGGAAUAG
Molecule: messenger RNA, 3315 nt
Organism: Pediculus humanus corporis (human body louse)
Lineage: Eukaryota; Metazoa; Arthropoda; Insecta; Psocodea; Pediculidae
Exons: 17
Coding region: 1-3315 (1104 amino acids)
Cellular component (GO): cytoplasm
Molecular function (GO): protein binding
Source: RefSeq, a predicted model, not a curated record